AACCAAACCAAGGGAGAGAUAGAGAGGAAUCUCUCUGGUUGUUUGGGACUCAAGCUUUCCUUCUUCCUCUUCUUCUUCUUCUCCUCCUUUUUUCCUUUUCAAUGCAAUCUUCCUCCAUAUGAGGAAAACUAAAGCUACCACAAGGUUGCGUUUCUUCCUGUGAUUGAACUCCACAAAUCAGAGGAAGGAACACAGUUUUUGACUUUAGCUUCCUUUGAAUAUGGUUCAAAGGAAGGUACCCAGCAAGCUUGGCGUUCAAGCAGAUCACCAUGUUAAAUCUGAUAAGCGCUUGGCAAACUUGAGCCAAGAUGGCAAAACCAGAGGAGGGGCUGAUAUGAAGAAGAAAAUGAAGAAGUCCAGGUCAAUUAAGCUCUCUGACAUGGAUAUUCUCAAAUCAACACCUCCAAAGAAGAGCUUCUCUCAGCCAGGAAAGCCUCCUCCUUUUGUUCAAGUUCAUCCUACUGUAUCAUCGUCUUCCCCACAGAAGCAGACACCUUUGAUCAGAAAAAGUGAUGGGUCUCCCAAUUACAUGAAGCCCACAAGCAGUUCGGAUGCCAAGAAGGAGCUUUUUCCUGUGAGUCUUCGAAACUCUAAAUGUAACUCAAAGUCUAGCUCUGUUUCUGCUAAGAAACCUGCAAAAGCUUUGACAAAAUCAUCACCUAGUUUGAAACUUGUGAGGACCUUAACGAAGACUCCAAGUUUUAAGAAAUCCUCUAGAGUUUCUCUUUGUGCUGAUUUGAAUGCUCAGAGAGCUACCUGUUCUUCAACUUUGAAGGACUCAAAGUUUCCUCCUUACCUCAUGCUUAAUCCUGGGGCUACUGAGUCUGAAGGGACUUCAGUUAGGAAGGUUUGCCCAUACACCUAUUGUUCUCUGAAUGGUCAUCGUCAUGCUCCUUUGCCUCCAUUGAAGAUCUUCUUGUCUGCAAGGAGACGUAUUAUGAAGACCCAGAAGAGUAUGAAGCUGGAAGCCUUAAGUCCUCGGAAGUUGAAGGUACCCUGUGAGCCAAAGAAGGAAUCUGAAGCUGACAUGGAUUUCUUCAUCGAAAUCUAUGCUAAGAAAAAUGGGGAUGAAGAAGAAAUCGGACAAAUGGGCUCCACCAAGAGGUUUGGGGGUGAAGAGAACAUCAAGUCCACAACGGAUGAUGAUAUGAAGCAAGUUGUUGCAAGCUUGUCUGAUGGAUCUCCGAAGUCUGAGAUAGAUUCUGAGGAAGCUUAUGGAAAGUACUUCGAUGAUGCUAAAAUCAAAGCAGAUUCGAAGGGGAGCUUCAUUCAAAAACAAGUAGCCGAAUUUGCAGAUGAAAAGCAUUUACCUAUCUGGUCUGGUGAAGAAAUAAGCAUUGGAAGUUACAGUAGUGAGGGGGAAGUGGAUGGUUCUAAUUCUGUAGCUACUGAUAUGGAGUGGGAGCAUGAAGAGGAUGAUGCUGAUUCUUCAGUUCUCACAGAGGAGAAUGACUCAAAAGUUGAAUCAUCAUCUGAGAGUUCACAUGAUGUUUCUGUGAUGUGGUUAGAUGACAUCAUUAACAUCUACUAUGAAAACGUUGUAGCUGAAGUUUCCCAAGAAUCUAAAGCCAAAGAAAUUAUCUAUUUUGAAUCACAACAUUAUGGGAUCCAUUGUGGCAUGGAAAGGACAAAUGAAAGCUUGGAGACUCAAGAAGGAAAUAGCGGAGAAAAUGAAACAGUCAUGGAUGCCACAGUUCACUCUUCAAAUUUCUCAAAGACAUUUGGAGAACAGGAAGAAACAGGUGAGCAGAUUCUGGAAAACAAUGAUGUUUCAGAGGCAGAGAAUUUGACGAACAAUGAAGUUCUGGAACUGGAGAACGAUGGGGCAGAUUGCAUCACUACAGUACAUACCAAUACCUUAGAUGAACAGGAAAACACGCCUCUCCAACAAGAUGAUUUGAGUAUGUCACAGGCUGACCUAAUUUCAGAUGCUUCACAGGAAUGCUAUGAAUUAAAUCAGUUUGAGACUGAGGAAGAUGUUGCUGACAAUCAUUUUACCCCGGUGGAAGAACCACUUAUGGCUGAGACUAAUGAUAAAAUGGAAAAGGAAGAUAAUGAGGAUUUCAAGGAAGAAACAGUUGGAAAUUAUGUUUCUGAUGCCUCUCAGGAUGGUUGUGAAUCUUCAGAGGUUGAAAGUAGCCAAGGCCAGAAGGUGAGUGAAUCUUGUGAGGCUGAUAAGGUCAGUGAAAAAGAGAACUCAAGCCAAGAUAUUAGUGAAGAAGAUAACUUAGAGAGCUCAAGCAGCACAGGUGGCGAAGAGAAGGGCCCAAGCAAUAAUUGGAAAGGGGCUGAGAGGCGCAAGAGAGCGGUUCAAGAGGAGGAUGAAAUGAGGAAGUUCAACCCUCGGGAGCCAAAUUUCCUGCCUUUGGUUCCAGAUCCAGAAGCAGAAAAGGUUGAUCUGAAGCACCAGAUGAUGGAUGAGAGGAAAAAUGCAGAGGAAUGGAUGCUUGAUUAUGCUCUGAGACAAACUGUCACAAAACUUGCUCCUGCUAGGAAGAGGAAGGUGGCACUGCUAGUGGAAGCUUUUGAAUCAGUAACACCAAUACCCAAAUGUGAAACUCACAUGAGAAACAAAUCAUCCUUUGCACAUCCAAGACCUAUUCAAGCUUGUAGAUGAGUGUGCAGGUGAAGAUUGGAGGUGAGAAACUUGCACUAUCGUCUUUAUCAUUAAGCAGAGGCAGCAGAGUAGCAAGAUCAGCAGGAGAAAACCAGUUUUGCAAUGACACUAGAACAACUAACUUGUUGUGCAACUCCUGUGAAGGCAGAGGAAGAAGCUUCAGGCAAUAAGGGAAUUAGGGUUGUUCAUUGGAAACUGAAACCCCAGAAAGGCAUUUUGUAGUUCUUACUUCCUGCUAAGCUCUGUGGGUUUGUUUCACAUAAUUGUUCAGCGUACUCAAUGGUGUUUACAAUCUGUAGCUGUGUCUGCUGCACUGAUAUUGUGUUUGUUAAAACGGUUGUGGGUUAAUUUAGUCUACUUGUUUGUAUUAUGCAGAAGCAAAAUUAAUUAUUAUGUAUGACAUGGUAUUUCAUUUAUUCAUUUGCACUGAAACUUGAUAGUCA
This is a messenger RNA of Neltuma alba, 3060 nucleotides long. Its product is annotated as calmodulin binding protein PICBP. The record is from RefSeq and is a predicted model, not a curated record. Lineage: Eukaryota; Viridiplantae; Streptophyta; Magnoliopsida; Fabales; Fabaceae. Gene Ontology annotation, molecular function: calmodulin binding. The transcript has 2 exons. The coding region runs from base 221 to 2617 and encodes 798 amino acids.